This is a messenger RNA of Candidula unifasciata, 2349 nucleotides long. The record is from the annotation of a GenBank genome assembly. NCBI's taxonomy places the organism in Eukaryota, Metazoa, Mollusca, Gastropoda, Stylommatophora, Geomitridae.
GUAUGGGACAUGUCAGACCCCAUGGGCAAGGGGUACCUAGAAAAAAGUGGCUUCUUUGUUGCCUUAAAGCUGAUAUCCUUGGCACAGACUAAACAAGAGAUGAAUGUGGCUAACCUGAGUGCAGAGACCACAGCUCCAGACCUUGGUCCAGUGGAAGUGAUGGAUAUAUCGACCCAGCCAGCCUUUGUAGCUAACAUUCCAUGGGACAUUACACUGUCCGAGAAAUCCAAGUAUGACAAAGUCUUUGAUAGCCUUCAGCCGGUGAACAACAUGCUGGGCGGAGAUAAAGUCAAGCCUGUACUUAUGAACUCAAAACUGCCCGUGGACAUCCUUGGUCGAAUCUGGGAUAUGAGUGAUAUAGAUAAAGAUGGCUACUUGGACAGGGAUGAAUUUGCUGUGGCAAUGCAUUUGGUUUACCAGGCUCGUGAAGGCAUGGAGACCCCAAAUGUUCUGCGUCCAGGUCUGGUACCUCCUUCAAAACGCAAGGGGCUGGGAGUUGUAGCUGCUAGCAUACCUGGUGCAGUCCCUGUUUUACCGGUGCCUGGCGCCACACCAGGAGCUAACUGGGGCAGGUCCACACCCACUCAGAGUAUGAAUGGGUCUCAAGUACCUUGGGUUGUAACAGCUGCAGAGAAAGCCAAUUACGAUGUGAUAUUCAAUCAGCUGGACACAGAUCAUGAUGGGCUGGUCAGUGGUGGAGAUAUCCGGGAUAUCAUGACCCAGAGUGGCCUUCGUACAAAUGUGCUGGCCCACAUUUGGGGACUUUGUGACAGCCAGUCCGUGGGCAAGCUUACAGCCGAACAGUUUGCCCUAGCCAUGUUUCUAAUUCAGCAGAAGCUGAAAGGUGUUGAACCUCCAGUACAGCUGACACCAGAAAUGAUUCCUCCAUCUUUAAGAUCAGUAGCAGAUCCAGCAGCUUUUGGAGUUCGGAAUGGCACGAACGCUGGUCCUUACAGUCAUGUGGCAGAUUUCUCAGCUGUUAAAGAGUUAGACCAUAUCAGUAAGGAAAUAGAUGAUAUUAAAAAAGAGAAACUGCACUUAGAAAGAGACAAGUCUCAGCAGGAGGCUGACAUCAAGAUCAGGCAAAGUGAAGUCCAGGUCUUGCAGAAGGAGCUUGACUCCUUGACUGCCACCUUGAAUCAGCUGGAGUCACAGAAGAAGGAAGCACAGAAACGGCUGGAUGAAUUGGAUGAUAAACGAUCUACUUUGGAAAGAAAUGUCAUCGAACUAAGAGGAGAGACAGACAAAGAACUUGCUGAGGUUAACAAAAUGAAAUCUCUGCUGAAUAAUAGACAACUAAUGAUAAAGGACCAGGAGACGGAACUGGAACGGUUGAAAUCACAGCUGUCUCAAUUAAGAGAAGAGGAAGCCAAACUGGCAGAGGUAGCAGAUUCCAGUAGACAGCAGUUAGAGCAGCUGGCAUCAUCACAGGGUGAAAUCAGCAGUGAGAUCUAUGUGGCAAAGGCACGUCUUCAGCAGCUGCAUUACCAGUAUGGAGAUGACUCUGGAUUUGCCAGUUUUCCAGAUUUCACUGAUGAUAGCUCCAAUGGCAAUGGUAACUUCAACCGGCUGCAGAUUUUCAGUAAUGUUCCCCCAGUAGAGGAAUUUCAAGUUGAUCCAUUUAAAGAUGAGGAUAUGUUUGGCAGUGGUGGAAUCCUGCCUGAUCCCCAGAGUGAUCCAUUUCAGAAUGAUGAUCCAUUCAAAGAAAUAGGUGAUCCAUUUAAAUCAAGCGAUCCAUUUGGUUCAGAAGAUCCAUUUAAAGAUGCUUUUGGUGAUACUUCAGCUAAUGUUAAGGCUGGGAGUGCAUUCAAUUUAAGCUCUGAUCCAUUUGUUGAUGUCUCCCAAGGAGACAAAGAUACGAAUGCGUUUGAUGCAUUUGGCGUGAGUUGGACAUCAGGCAGUUCUUUCGGCCAGUCUGAUAGUAAAUCCAGUUCCAGUAAUGAUCCAUUUGGCACAUCCCCAAUAUCAAAUCUUAGCCCUGCUCAGAAGAGGCCUCCUCCACCACGCCCUGCUCCAAUAAAAUCAAGAAGCCCUAUCUCAUUUGGAUCUGUUUCACCGAAUCCAUCAGUUCAGCCCUUGGGUGGAUUUGAGUCUGACCCGUUUGGAGGAGGUGACCCUUUCAACGGUGGGGGAAUUUUGAAAAGUAGUGAAAGAAACAGUUCCGCGGAUCCAUUUGCAAAUUUUGCAGACUUUAGUCCAGGGAAGUUUGUUGCUCCAGAUGAUGAGGAUUUCUUUGGUGGACCCAGUACUAUAAGCAUUAAAGAUUCCAGCCUAGCACAGUCUCAGCUGGGAAGGCAGAACAUUAAAAUAGGUGGCCACAAGUUAGGAUUUAACGACUCUGAAGCCUAG